This is a messenger RNA of Racocetra fulgida, 153 nucleotides long. Lineage: Eukaryota; Fungi; Glomeromycota; Glomeromycetes; Diversisporales; Gigasporaceae. The record is from the annotation of a GenBank genome assembly.
AUGGAAAUAGUGGAUGCUGUCAAUAACGAGAUAGUUAUCGUGAGAAUUGGACCGAAUAUUCGCAGAUAUUCUGAAAUAUUAUAUGACAAAGAUACAAACUUUAACAUAAAUGCUAUUGGGGCGAAUUGUCAGGAAAGGCAUCGAAGAUGGUAG